Messenger RNA from Thelazia callipaeda (thelaziosis nematode), 1146 nucleotides. The record is from the annotation of a GenBank genome assembly. NCBI's taxonomy places the organism in Eukaryota, Metazoa, Nematoda, Chromadorea, Rhabditida, Thelaziidae.
AUGGGUGUUAAAGACCUGUCGAAAGUGAUUGGCGAUCAUUCACCUGGCAGUUUACGACUUAAUGAAUUCAAAAGUUACUUUGGACGUAAGGUGGCAGUGGAUGCAUCCAUGUGUCUUUAUCAGUUUCUUAUUGCUGUGCGACAAGAUGGAUCACAAUUGCAGACAGAAACAGGCGAAACAACCAGUCAUCUUCUGGGAAUGUUUUACCGAACAAUUCGUAUGAUUGACAAUGGCAUCAAGCCUGUGUAUGUCUUUGAUGGUAAACCACCAAAAAUGAAAGCAAGUGAAUUGGAAAAACGUACUGAGCGAAGAGCUGAAGCAGAAAAGCAGCGAGACGAUGCAGCUGAGUUAGGUGAUGUAAAUUUAGUCAACAAGUUUGAUAGACGUCUUGUAAAGGUUUCUAAAGAACAGAAUGAGGAAGCAAAACGACUUAUAAAGUUAAUGGGAGUUCCAGUAGUAACUGCUCCUUGUGAGGCAGAAGCUCAGUGUGCUGCUCUUGCGAAAAGUGGAAAGGUUUUUGGCACUGUCUCCGAAGAUAUGGAUGCAUUGACUUUUGGUUCACCUAUUCUCUUACGUCAAAUGAUAGCAAGCGAAGCGAAAAAACUACCCGUGAAGGAACUGAAUUUAAAAAAAGUUUUAAAAGAUUUCGAAAUGAAUAUGGAGCAAUUCGUUGAUCUCUGCAUUCUGUUGGGUUGUGAUUACACAUCAACUAUACGUGGUAUUGGUCCGAAGAAAGCUUUUGAAAUGAUUUCAAAGCAUAAGUGCAUUGAGAAUGUUCUCAACAACAUCGAUCAAACGAAGUAUUCUGUACCUGAAAAUUGGCAAUACAAAGAAGCGCGAAGAUUAUUUUUAGAACCGGACGUAACAGACUGUGGAAACAUAGAAGUAACCUGGAAUGAACCCGAUGUCGAUGGAAUUGUGAAGUUCUUGUGCGGUGAGAAAAAUUUCAGUGAAGAUAGAGUGAGAAGUAGCCUAGCCAGAAUGCAGAAAGGACGUCAAGCUGGUCAACAGGCUCGUAUUGACUCGUUUUUCUCAAUCAAUAAAAUAGUUGUUUCUGAAGCAGUAAAAAGAAAACAAGAAGAGAAAAGUAAUCAAAAAAAACGAGGCCCUAAUUUAAGCAAAAAAAUCAAAAAAAAUCAUGGAUGA